UUUCUAUAGGGUGGUUGUUGUUCCAUCACGGGCACCGGACGGCUCGUGAUUGACCGGUUUCUCCACCGAACUGUCAACCAGCCGCGCGCUGGCGCCUCCCCUUCCCCAUAUAAGUGUCCGGAAUCUAUUCAUUCUUCACGCUGUGCUCGGUGGAGUAGAACCGACUGGUCCACGGGAUGUUGACAGAAUAAAAUCAUACUACUUUUGAAACAUUUUUUUUUGUCGACCGUUUUCUUUUUUGGUGGGGGGGGCAGUUUUGGCUUUUACGUCGGUCAUACCCAUCUUCAUCUCCUACACAUAAUCUCCGGUAUUUGGUACCAGUGUGAUUGUUUUCUCUCAAAACCCCCCCUCCUCCGCCGUACCGGCUGCGUUAUUACCCCCAAAAAAUGAAGGCUAAUAAGGAUACCUCAAUCUGCAGCAGCAACGAGCUUUCUUUACACUACCUCUCGGAUCACAGCCUGAACAUCGCCCGGUCUCGGUUGCAGAGAGAAGAAGAAGAGCAGCUGUGUCUGCAGGACGAUAUGAACCACUGUUACAGUCGUCUCAAGCGUCUCGUACCCACCAUACCGCAGGAUAAGAAAGUCAGCAAAGUGGAGAUCCUUCAGCACGUCAUAGAUUACAUCUUGGACCUGCAGCUGGCGCUGGAGACGCACCCUUCUCUCCUGAAACAACAGACGGGGACGUGCCCGCAGUCCCCCGCCUCUAACCGGACACCGCUAACGGUUCUCAACACGGACCGCCAGAGGACGUCAACAGGCCAGAAGGAGGACUCCGUUUUGUGCCGCUGAUUAAAUGGUGUGCAGAGCGGUUUCGGUGAGCAGAGCAGAGCUGAGAGCAGAGCAGGGGAGAGCUGCUCCAGUCCACAGCCAGCAGCCAGGGAAUCUCAGCCAGCCACACAAAGCUUUAUCACACAGGGGAAUCCCCCCUUCCCCCUGCUGGAGAAACUACUACUGGCAAAUAAAAACCUAUUUAUAACACAUUUAUUAGAAACAAACUAAAGCCUGCUAUGUUCAACUGGCCCAUAACUUCCCAUCCCUUAACUUUAUAUGUCAAAUACUAUUACAAUUGUAAAAGGGUGGAUGAAGAAUCCCUUGUUGUGAGGUCUUGCUAGAAACUAGAGCUUGUUGAACAGCAAAUAACAGUUUAUAUAAAAUGUGACAAAUACCGGUUUAUAAAAUAAAAUAAAAUAACAAAAAAAAACUACAGUGUGGAACUUUACUAAAACAGGAAAAUAAUUGUACAUGUUUUGACGUCUAUUGUUUCAAAUAGAUGAUUUGUGUUGAACGGGGUAUUUUUUUCGCUGAGAUAAACAUGUUUCAUAUUGUAAAGAGGAACAAAUGACUGGAGACAAUUCAGAGAUUGUCUGUGUAGAAACAGAUGCUCUAUGUGGAAGAAAAUAUCUAUUAUGCUCAAAUAGACUAUUGUAAUUAUAAGAUAUUUUUUAUUAAAAACCUUUUUGACAUGUAAAUAAUGUGUUUUUUGACUUGGAAGUGGAUGAAAUAUUAAUACUUGUCACGUACCUGACCAGCAGAGGGCGUAAUUGUGUUAGUUUUGGUCAGGAUGUGGCAGGGGGUUUGUGUGUGUUAAACGUUGUGUGGGUGAUUGGACUCCCAAUUGAAGGCAGGUGUGUUGAGUUGCCUUUG
This is a messenger RNA of Salmo salar (Atlantic salmon), 1643 nucleotides long. NCBI's taxonomy places the organism in Eukaryota, Metazoa, Chordata, Actinopteri, Salmoniformes, Salmonidae. The record is from RefSeq and is a predicted model, not a curated record.